CUUGCGAAGAAGGUGCAUCGUGUUUGACGUCAGCUCGUGUUCGUUUGGUGCUCGAUUUUAUUUGCUCGCAGCCUCUAUUUCACCAUGCUUCCUGUCUCAGUCGUUGUUUUAUCGUACCAUCUCCUGUUCCUAUUCCGUCUUCACUUGUAUGUUCGUUUUCGGUAGGCUACUCACCAUCAUUGGUGGGUCUGUCCCAUGACCUGCACAAUGCGCCUGCCUUCUCUGUUUUCGGGUGCUUCUUGUCGCUAAGGACGUGCUUGCCUCGUCGCCCUCUUGGUAGUGCAGGAAUUGGAUCACUGGCGGAUCGGGCGAGCGUGUGCUGAUGUUGUAGUAGUGAUGGUGUGGCGGGGAUUGAGAGUAUCGUUUUCAGGUGUGUAAGCACCAGCAAUUCCCUCAGCAGAAUUGGGGUAUCCUCAUUCUCGCCGACUUUGUCCUUCUCGAUUUUAUCGGCAACCUGGCCCCUGUAGAGUCCUUAACGCAUGCGAGUGGGCGCAAGCUACAACCCAGCCACGAGAUUCCCCGUCCGAUGGCCCAGGUGCCAGUAGACUCUGACGAAGUACCGGAACUGCCAGAAGAGCUCAACCCCUCUGCGUUACCGAAGCAUGUUGCCAUCAUCAUGGAUGGCAAUUCAAGAUGGGCUGAGCGGAGGGGACUGCCUGCAAGCAUGGGGCAUGAAGCCGGGGUACGAUCGCUCAAGGAAGUCGUCAAGCUGGCUCAUACAUGGGGCAUCAAAGUUCUUACCGUCUUUGCUUUCUCCACCGAGAAUUGGUUGAGACCAAAGACGGAGGUCGACUUCUUGAUGCUAUUGUUCGAGAAUGUUUUAAAGAACGAGCUGAGCAUUCUAGCUAAGGAGAACGUUCGCGUGCAUUGCAUGGGCGAUUUGAGGUCGUUGCCCGAGUCCUUGAGGAACAUGGUAUCAACAUUGGAUGAACGCACAAAACAUAAUACCGGCCUCAAAUUUUGCAUAGCCCUGAGCUACAGUGGCAGGUAUGAUAUUACCAACGCCUGCCAGAGGCUGGCGGCCAAAGUGGAGGCUGGGGAAAUGAGCUCCUCAGACAUAAACGAGGCUGUGAUUGAUGAAGAGAUGAAGACGAGCUGGCUUGGUGAAGCGCGCAACCCAGAUUUGUUGAUACGUACGAGUGGGGAGCAGCGACUUAGUAAUUUCCUACUUUGGCAGAUAGCAUAUUCAGAGCUUUAUUUUGUAGACUCUUUAUGGCCAGACUUUGGGUUUGUUCAAUUUAAAGAAGCCCUGCUGGCGUACCAGAACCGGAGUAGACGGUUCGGCAAGCGCAAGUGAUCCAACUUUUGGACCUGAUUGAUCCAUUGAUUCAUCACAUUUUUCUCAUCCUCCUUGCUAUGUUUCCCUUCCUUCCAGUUCUUACUAGACGUUGCGUUUUCCUCUUUUAUGGAAUUCGCAGCAGGAGGACACAGAGUGGCUUCAAUUCCAGUAGAAGUUGAAAUCAGUCUUUUUUCUCUGGGAUUUCUCCUUAAGUUCUAUGCAGAAGCAUCCACUUGAUACCUAUCAGGCACUGAUUGCUGCAAAGGCGAAUCCAAAUAUCUCGUUGGCUCCAUAAAUAUUAAGGGAGUGAACUCCUUUGCGAA
Molecule: messenger RNA, 1602 nt
Organism: Physcomitrium patens
Lineage: Eukaryota; Viridiplantae; Streptophyta; Bryopsida; Funariales; Funariaceae
Product: dehydrodolichyl diphosphate synthase 2
Biological process (GO): polyprenol biosynthetic process
Molecular function (GO): ditrans,polycis-polyprenyl diphosphate synthase [(2E,6E)-farnesyl diphosphate specific] activity
Source: RefSeq, a predicted model, not a curated record